Molecule: messenger RNA, 3609 nt
Organism: Patella vulgata (common limpet)
Lineage: Eukaryota; Metazoa; Mollusca; Gastropoda; Patellidae
Product: L-threonine 3-dehydrogenase, mitochondrial
Exons: 9
Coding region: 150-1280 (376 amino acids)
Biological process (GO): L-threonine catabolic process
Molecular function (GO): L-threonine 3-dehydrogenase activity
Source: RefSeq, a predicted model, not a curated record
ACUGUGUGUACUGAAUGACAUACACAUGUUGAAAUGCCAAUCAGUUGCGAACAGAAAUUGAGGAACACGGGUGAAAUUAGUUAAUUUCCAGUGAAAAUAAAUUAUAUUUCAAACCAAGACCAUCUCCCUGUAAGAACUCUAACCUAAUCAUGUUGGUGAAAGGUUUAGGUAAAAGGUUGUUGUCGGCAGCCACUAAUCAUAGUGCAAAAAAUUUGAAUGGAUUUUGUGCUGUGAUUCAAACACGUAAUGUUCAUGCUAUCGACACAGAUUUCAUCCAUGAACAUUCUAAUAAACCUAGAAUUCUUAUCACAGGGGCCCUUGGACAGCUUGGAUCAGGAUUAGCUAAGAUGUUAAGGGACAAAUAUGGUCGUGAUAAUGUCAUUAUGUCAGAUAUAUCUAAAGCAUCAAAAUCAGUUCUUGAAAGUGGACCAUUUCUAUAUGCUGAUAUUAUGGAUCCAAGAGGUUUAAAAGAAAUAGUUGUCAACUAUGAAAUAGACUGGUUGAUACAUUUUGGGGCACUGUUGAGUGCUGUUGGGGAAGCCAAUGUACCAUUAGCUAUGAAGAUUAAUAUUGAAGGUGUACACAAUGUACUAGAAGUAGCAAGACAAUAUAAUCUGAAAUGUAUGAUCCCAAGUACUAUUGGUGCCUUUGGUCCCGAUUCCCCCAGGAACCCAACCCCAGAUCUGACUAUACAGAGACCUAGAACUAUUUAUGGUGUGUCUAAAGUACAUGCUGAACUUAUGGGAGAGUACUAUCAUUAUAAAUAUGGUCUGGACUUCCGUAGUCUACGUUAUCCAGGUGUUAUUUCAGCUGAUACAAAACCAGGAGGAGGAACAACAGAUUAUGCUGUAGAGAUAUUUCAUGAAGCAUUGAGAACAGGCAAUUUUGAGUGUUUUUUGCGUCCAGACACACGUUUACCUAUGAUGUACAUCAAGGAUACUUUACGAUCAACAGUGAAAUUUCUAAGUUUCCCAAAUGAUAAAUUAACAAUGAGAACUUAUAAUGUGACUGCCAUGAGUUUUACACCAGAGGAACUGGCAGAAGAAGUUAAAAAAUAUGUGCCACAUUUAAAGGUUACAUAUCGUCCUGAUAAAACUAAACAAUCUAUAGCCGAUCAGUGGCCUCAAGUUUUUGAUGACAGUAAUGCUCGGGCUGAUUGGAACUGGUACCAUAAGUAUGACCUGGAAACCAUGUGUCGAGUCAUGUUCGAAAAACUUGCUUCACAACAAAAGUUGUCUACUAAUGUCACUACUGGUGAUCAGAAAAUCGGUGCCAUGUAAAAGCUAUAGUAAAUAUACUCAACAAAAUUGUACAUAAGACUGUUUAGUUUUAAACUUUCCAUUGUAAAUAACUGAUAUUUAUUAACAUGUUAUUAAUAUUGCUAAUCUGGACAAAUAAAAGACAUUAAAUAGGGAACAAAGACAAAAAAAAGAGAGUUGUUUACACUCAAUAUUUAUUUAUUUCUCUUUAUGAGUCCAUUUUUUAUGCAAGUAAUACAAUGAUUAUGGUUUACAUGUAAUGGUCAUGUAUUAUUUAAAUAUAUGUAUCAUUUAAACAGGCAUUAUGUAAGAGCUAAAUCUGCCUAUUGCAGGUCUUUCUUUGGGCCUUAAAUGUUAUGUAAAUGAUCAAUUAGACAUUUAUUAACACGACAAGAACAUCAUCAACUCUCGAUGCCAUCGGAUGGGUCUGAUUUUAAGUAGAUUAGAACAGUUCAGCCAUUUAAUUUAAUUUAAAAAUGGAGUAACAAGGCUAAGACUCGAAUGACCAGUACGGUUGUUACGAUCAAUGCACACAUUUAGUCAAAACUACAACUAUUGACAACUUCGCACAAAAUAGAGUAAUUUGAUUGAAAUUUUCAAUGUAUUCAUUUUGCAUUAUCUAUUUUUGAAAUGGUAUGAGAACGACCAGCUCUUUAUUUAAAUCCUACAUAAUGCCCCUUUAGAUAUAAUGAUUAUAUAUCAUUUAAAUAUAAUAGUUAUAUAAUUAUAACCGUUGUGUAUCAUUUAAUAAUAAUUAUAUAUCAUUUUGUUUUUAUAAUUAUUUAAUUGUUUUUUUGUUCAUCAUUCAACAUCACUCGACCGAUUUUAUUAAAUCUCAAAAAAACUAGAACAAAUCUUUUUAUUAUUAUAACAUAUUUUUUUUAAAUGCACUAUUUAUAUAGAUCUAUUGAUAUUCUGUAAUUUGUUAUUUAAAUUUGUACAGAUUUUUAUUUUAUUGAUGUAUGUAUUUUAUUUAUCUUCCUAUUACAGUAUAGAAGAAUCUCAUCAGUGUUUACAUGACAACGAAUUGUGAUAUUAAUUUUAAUAAAACCAACGUAAUAUUUUCACAUUAAAAGACUAUAAAUUUAAAAUUACUCCAUUUCCAUUUUUAAAAAUAUACAUAUCAGAAUAGUGCUCAUUAUUUUGCAUAAUACAUGUAGAUCUGUUCAACUUAUGCAUUUUUUUUCUUUAUGCAUAAGGUUUUAUUUUGCAUGUGUGUAUAUAUAAGCGAUAUAUCUGAAAUAGAAUCUCACUGCUUUUAUUGUUUGCUAUGUACUAUUUUCUUGUCAUUAUUCAUUUUCUAUACAAUGUUUUUGUUUCUAUUUGUACUUUUUAAAGGUACAAACAUCUCCAUGAUCAAAAUGCUAAUAUAUAAAGGGAUAUUAAUAUUCAGGAAUAUUAUAUAUAAUUCUCAGUAAUGCCGUAAAUACCUGCAACAAUGGGCUUAUUUAAUGAUUUUUACAGGGACCAGGUCCAAUUUAAAAUCAAAUAUGUUAGAAAAAAUCAACUGACAGUUUUUGUCAUUAAUAUUUGUGAUCUGAAUGUUUUUUAACUAUUAGAUUAAAAAAGAAAUAUUGUUAAUAUUUGGAGGUUGUUAUGUUGUUUUAAAACAUAAAACAUCAUUUUUGAAGUGUAACAUUGUUAAUACCGGUUGACACAAAAAAAACGUUCAUCAAUAAAAAUCGAUUUUCUUUAGAUUAACACAAAAAUUCAGCUACAUUAGGUUAAGUCUAUGUAGCAGACAUCUCCAAAGUUUCAAGUCUGUACCACAAAAACUCUGUUUAACUGGCGCUCCAAAAUGUGCUCUAAAUGAGCUCCCCGGUGUUGCAAGCACAUUUGGAUCCGGCGGGCAAAGUUCUCGAUGACCCUCCCACAUUCUUCCCUUGGGAUUGCUUUUAUUGCUGCUGUGAUUGCUGCCUUCAGAUCAGGGAUAGUCUGGGGGUUGUUGCCAUACACCCUGUCCUUAAGAUAUUCGGUGAAUGCGGCGACCACUCCGGGUCACACCUGCGGCUGAUCAGUUGGUCAGGGAAACGCUGCUGUAGCCAUGCCAAUGCGUCGUUUGAGGUGUAGGGGUGGCACCAUCCUGCUGGAACCACAGGAGGUCCCUGACGACCCCUCUUCGUCGACCAAGUGCUGUCCAGAAUAGGUGAUGAACGCUUUUUUUUGUGUCACCCGGUAUAAGCCUUGGGUGGCAUUCAGCAAUUAGGCACAAUAAAAAACACGACAUAACUAAUAUGGAAAACUAUUGUGUGUAAAACAAAGUACAAACCAGUGAUUGUUUUCCAUAUAAAUUGUGUUUUUUUUAAUAUUGUUAACAUUUGUUUUUAUAAAUAAAACAGUUAAAAUCAUA